AUGGAGACUGAGACGGAAUACACAGCCAAACGCCCCAAGCUAGAAGAUCAGGAUCCUGGCUCGGGGCCUGGCUCUGACUAUGCAAACCAGAUCUCCGAUGCUUCAAAUACGGCUGCAGACACAAAAAACGAUGCGGUUCUAGCUGCGGCGAUUGGCGAUUUAAAAGCUGAAAGUGUGUCUAAUUCUCCUGUGGCUGAAGAGGGCCCGAUUCUGGGAUAUUGCGAUCCUUUGAAGAUGGCAGACGGCUACGACUUCACUAUUCUCAUCAAUGACCUAAAAGAGGAUAUCAAGAGCCGCGUCACGGAGAUUUCUUUAGAGGAAGCUUCUUCAAUUGAGGCGCAGCGAUUUGAUCACACUCACGUCUGCAUUUCCUUCAGAGACCCAGCUGAAGACCUCGUGGCCCAGCUAAGAUCCGUGUUUCUGUCGGAUUCCCAAACUCUCAAUAAUACCGGGAAAAUACACGUGCACUUUGAUUUCGGCGGGGAAAAAGACUGGAAUCAAUGGCCGCAAUCUUUCCGGACCUCGUAUCUACUGCUAUUGAGUGAACUCCAAAAGGCUUAUGGGCCGAAAGUCACCCAGUGCUCGUUCCUAAGAAAAUACAGCCCCAGGAAUGAGACACUGGGCCCCGAUGAUGAUGCAUCACGAAUAAUCAAGGAUAUUCAGGAGGAAAGUUGCCGGUGGAGCAAUCUCACGUUUCUUGACUAUUCAUGCAACACCUUGAAGCUGGUUUCUGGCAUCCGGUUUCCUGAUACGCUAGAGUCCUUGAAUAUCGCUGGCGGCCAAAGUCUCACGUCGCUCCAAGGCAUGCACCUACCCAGCCUGUUGAAACUUCUUGAUGUGUCCCAAAACAAGAUCUCAGACAUCGACUACAUAAUGUUCCCCAAGACUCUCCAAACACUCAGCCUAACUGAGAACCACAUUUAUUUCUUGGAGAAUGCCGACUUCCCGUCUGCCUUGGAGAACCUCGACAUUUCAUGCAACCGAGUCGAGAGCUUGCGAAACGUGGUUUUCCCAAGAGGCUUGAAGUCGCUUUCCAUCUCGGGGAACCCCAUUGAAUGUAUCAAGGGCGCCCGGUUUCCCGAAGGCAUAGAGUAUUUGGAUGCAUCGAAUCUCCCGAAUGAGUCCAUGACCGGCAUCAAGUUCCCUGACCUGACGAGGUUUCUCAACUUGCAGUCAUCCAUGACCAACACCCGGGGCUUGAAGUUGCCCCCGCUUGUCGAGGAAUUGAACUUGGGAUGCAACGGCGUCAACAGUAUCAAUCCCCUCAAGCUCCCAAACUCGAUCCGGGCGCUUUACUUGUGUGAAAACAACAUAAAGACUCUCAACAAGGUGGCGUUUCCGACGGCGAUCCGAGAGCUUUUCUUGGGCAACAACAUGAUAACCACGCUCAAAAACGUGCAGUUCCCUCCGGCGCUCGAGCUUUUGGACUUGGACAUGGACCCGGACACAGACGAGCACGAGAAGUACAUCACGUCGUUGAAAGACGUGUACUUCCCGGCGAACUUGCGUGUGUUGAGGUUGGGGUACCACCUAAUCAAGUCCAUCGAGGGCAUUGAGUUCCCGUACCACUUGGAAGAGUUGUCGCUCGCGUACAACGACUUGCGCGUGUUCAAAAACGUGAGGUUCGGCCCCAAGAUCCGUACGUUGGACCUCUCGGGCAACCAGGAUCUCCUCAGCUUGGACAACGUGGUUUUCCCGGAGUCGCUCCGCGAGUUGAAGGUGCCCUCGCUCGCAGUGGACAACCUCCCGCCUACAAUCGUGGAGCGUGCCAACCGCCACGAGUUGGUGAUUACCAAGUCGAUGCCAUACACUACAUAG
Messenger RNA from Metschnikowia bicuspidata var. bicuspidata NRRL YB-4993, 1818 nucleotides. RefSeq lists its product as uncharacterized. Lineage: Eukaryota; Fungi; Ascomycota; Pichiomycetes; Serinales; Metschnikowiaceae. The record is from RefSeq and is a predicted model, not a curated record. The transcript is spliced from 2 exons. The coding region runs from base 1 to 1818 and encodes 605 amino acids.